CUGAUGGUCUUAGGCUAGGUUGUGGUGAAAUCCAUCUUCUAAGGAUUUGUACUAGACGAAUUUCUCAGAUCUUCUCGUAUUCAUUACCUGGGUUUGUUGUUGCUUCCAAGGAGAGUGAUGGAUGCUCAAGCGAAGAAGAAGGCGAUGUUUCGCUCUAAACUCAACGCUAAGAAGAAAGAUACACGCAUAGAUUCUCCUCUCGUUAGGUACAAUGAAUCAGACCAGCCUGUGUGUCGAGUCUGCAAUGUCGUGUUGAAAUCUGAAUCACUCUGGGAUGUACACCAAGCUUCUCGUAAGCAUCACGAGGCAAUCGAUAAUCUAAAGGCUAGUGCAGCUGGAGUUCAACGGGGUAGCAAACCUGCUGCAACUCAGCCAGCAAAAUCUGAAACAUUUGCUAAACCAUCCAAACCUCAGACAUCAUCUGCUCUUCCGCCAAAUUUCUUCGAAAAUCGUGAGCCUGCUAGAGAAUCUGGAGAAGUAGAAUUGGAAAAUUCCAAGAAUAUACAGCAAUCAAAGCAGUCUACAGGUUCAGAAACAAGCAAGACAAAGGGACCUCUUCCAGCCGGAUUCUUUGAUAAUCAGAUAACCGAUUCUUCAAAUACCAAUACCACCAGUGAACCUCAAGAGAGUCAGACACAGACUACAGGUGGUUCAGAAACGAAACCAGCGGUGAAAGGUGCCCUUCCAUCCGGUUUUUUUGAUAAUAAAGAAGCUGACCUGCUUGCCCGUGGAAUAAAGCUCGUCAAACCAGACAUCAAGGAUGAAUAUAAAGAAUUUGAGAAGUUGAUACAAGAAGAUCUUCAAGUAGUGGAUAGCCGCAUGGAAGAAGAAGAGGUCGAUGCUGCUGAAACUAUAGAAGAGGAGGAACAAAGAGAGCAAAGAUCAUACAACGAGAAAGUGGAGAUUCUGAAGAGGAGGAAAAUGGAACUUAAAGCGGCUAGAUUAGCAAAGCGUAGUAAAACCUCUGAGGGGUCUGUUAAAAAGCCGAAGAAGACCGAGGAAGAAUCCUCCAGCGAUGAGGAGGAUGACGAGGUUUCCGCUGUUGAUUGGAGAGCUCAACAUCUUUGAAAAAAGACAGUGUUUCAAAAUCUUUGUCCUGGUAAAACAUCUUCUGUUAAAAUUCUCAGAGAACACUAUCAAUUCCUGAUCUAGAAUUCUCAAAUCUUGUUAUCUGUAGUUUCAGAGGAUCAAUAGAUAUUUGAGUAUAGUUAUCGGGAUUAUCCUGACACUGUGUCAGUUCCUAGCAGUUUCAGCCUUUCAUGUGGUUAACACUUCACUUUGGUGACAAAAAAAUUCAUUAAUGAUGAGCCAACCAUACAUAA
This is a messenger RNA of Camelina sativa (false flax), 1322 nucleotides long. Its product is annotated as protein ABA AND ROS SENSITIVE 1. Gene Ontology annotation, biological process: nuclear DNA replication; mitotic DNA replication checkpoint signaling; mitotic DNA damage checkpoint signaling. Lineage: Eukaryota; Viridiplantae; Streptophyta; Magnoliopsida; Brassicales; Brassicaceae. Gene Ontology annotation, cellular component: nucleus; spliceosomal complex. The record is from RefSeq and is a predicted model, not a curated record. Gene Ontology annotation, molecular function: zinc ion binding; nucleic acid binding.